Molecule: messenger RNA, 930 nt
Organism: Rotaria sp. Silwood2
Lineage: Eukaryota; Metazoa; Rotifera; Eurotatoria; Philodinida; Philodinidae
Source: the annotation of a GenBank genome assembly
UGAGUACACUCUAGAAUUGGUCAGUGUGUCCGUCCGGCCGGCCGUUUACACGAUAACUUUUGAAAAGAGAGUCCAAUCGAGAUGGAAUUUUCCACACAGUUCAGUCUUAACAAUGUCUCGGUCGAGUUCGAAGAUGAGAAGGAUCCGUCAAGAAAUGGCUGAGUUAUAGAAAAAAUUGUCAUUAUUGAGAAGACCAUCCCUGAGGAGAGGUACAGGGAUUUUUUCAAAAGAAAACUUUUUUCUCCGAAUUAUUCACAACAUAUAUAAAUCGACUCAGUUUUUAACGCUGAUUCUGAAUCUGAUAUUAGUUUUGAACCAAACCGUAGCUUUCUAACAAAACAUCCCCUGAAAAAGGUCUCAAAAUGCAGAAAAACUGCAUGAAGAAAGCAAAUAGGCUAGAUAUGUCUCAGAUGAUAAAAAACAAAGUGAAUAUACCUGUUUACUUUUUGAAGUACACAUAACACUCGGAUUUAAAUCCGAUGUUUUCGCAUUUAUUUGGAUUAAAAUUGGGCCGCUUAAUAUUUUCAGCUACAGAAAAACUCUCAUGUACAAUACAAGGUUCAAGUUGUUGUUUACAAGAUGUUCUUUGUGCAGCUGAAUCUGUUAUUCAUCAUUUUCAACGUAUUCGAGAUGAUAGUAAUUUUAAAUCGUUUUAUAGUGGUGUUGUCAAAGACAGUGAAGAUUUAACAGAUAAACCUAUUCUACCACGACAUCGAAGACCACCAAAACGUUAUGAUUCAAAUCCAGCUGUUGUAAAUUUUUCUAGUUGUGAAGAAUUUUAUCGCCAACAAUAUAUUGAAGCACUUGAUAUUGUUGUUAAUAUGUUAAAAAACCGAUUUACUCAAAAGAACUUUAAAUUAUUAUGUAAUGUUGAGAAAUUUAUUAUUCAUGUAGCAAAUAAUUCACUUGAUGAUCCAAAUGAUUGUGUGC